ACUUCAACCUAUGGAACUCGGCCAUUUCGUUUUCUUCCGUCUGAUCGGUGUAGUGAUUGCGUAACCGAAAUCUUCUCUCGCUUCCUUGUGUGUGUGUGUGUCUCCAGUGAACCUGAAGGACAUCGUCCAGUAGGCUUUUAAGCAUGUGGUGGAAGAAGCUUGGUGUCGCUCUGCUGCUAGUGGUAGCCAGCAGCCAGUAUGUGCAAUCGCAGCAGUCGAAGGUUCUGUGUUACUACGAUGCGGCCAACUUCCUGAUCGAAGGAUUGGGAAAAGUGUCCCUUGCGGAUAUUGACGUUGCUCUACCGUUCUGCACACAUCUCGUCUACGGUUAUGCCGGAAUCGAUGUCGAAACGAACAAAGCGGUUAGCCGUCAACCGAACUUGGACUUGGACACUGGCAAGGGCAACUACCGUACGGUGACGCAGCUCAAGAGCAAAUAUCCUUCGCUGAAGGUGCUGCUCGGUCUCGGUGGGUACAAGUUCUCCGAACCUUCGAUAAAGUAUCUCACCCUGCUCGAGUCUGGAGCGGCUCGUAUUACCUUCAUCAACUCGGUCUACUCGCUGCUGAAGACGUACGGUUUCGAUGGCGUCGAUCUGGAAUGGCAAUUCCCGAUGAACAAACCGAAGAAGGUACGCUCAACGCUCGGCGGUGUAUGGCACGGAUUCAAGAAAGUGUUCAGCGGCGAUAGCGUACUGGACGAGAAGGCCGACGAACAUCGGGAGGAAUUUACGGCCCUGCUUCGUGAGCUGAAGAAUGCGUUCCGAUCGGAUGGAUAUCUGCUGGGUAUGACGGUGUUGCCGCACGUUAACUCGUCGAUCUUCAUGGACAUUCCGGCCAUUAUCAACUAUCUGGACUUUGUCAACAUUGCCGCGUAUGAUCAGCAGACACCAACGCGUAACGGUAAGGAGGCAGACCAUGCGGCACCGCUGUACGAGCUGAGCGAUCGUGUUGCUGGCAACAAUGUGGACGGACAGGUCCGUCAGUGGCUAUCGAACAAUGCUCCUGCUUCGAAGUUGAUUGUUUCCAUUCCUACGUACGGCCGUGGCUGGAAGAUGACCGGUGAUUCGGGUAUUACAGGCGUUCCACCACUUCCCGUCGAUGGUCCAUCGAACCCUGGGCCUCAGACACAAACCGAGGGCUUCUACAGCUGGGCUGAAGUGUGCGCUAUGCUGCCGAAUCCGAGCAACACCGCACUGAAGGGCGCCGAAGCUCCGUUGCGCAAGGUUGGUGAUCCGACGAAGCGCUUCGGAUCGUACGCGUUCCGUCUGCCGGACAGCAACGGUGAGCACGGUAUGUGGGUGUCCUACGAGGAUCCCGAUACGGCUGGCAACAAGGCAGGAUACGUGAAGGCCAAGAAUCUGGGAGGCAUCGCUAUCAACGAUCUGUCGUACGACGAUUUCCGUGGUAGCUGCGCUGGGGAAAAGUUCCCAAUUCUGCGUGCGGCUAAAUAUCGGCUGUAAAAGAUGUUGAUUGAAGCAAUCGACUGUUGUUUGGAAGUAUGCAUAUUGUUGUACGUGCGACACGUUUAGUGGAUAAUGAUUCAUUUUGAAUAAAACAAAACAUAGAAUGAAAA
Messenger RNA from Anopheles funestus (African malaria mosquito), 1573 nucleotides. Its product is annotated as chitinase-like protein Idgf4. Gene Ontology annotation, molecular function: chitin binding. Gene Ontology annotation, biological process: chitin catabolic process; carbohydrate metabolic process. Lineage: Eukaryota; Metazoa; Arthropoda; Insecta; Diptera; Culicidae. The record is from RefSeq and is a predicted model, not a curated record. The coding region runs from base 144 to 1460 and encodes 438 amino acids. Gene Ontology annotation, cellular component: extracellular region. The transcript is spliced from 3 exons.